This is a messenger RNA of Oryza sativa Japonica Group (Japanese rice), 561 nucleotides long. NCBI's taxonomy places the organism in Eukaryota, Viridiplantae, Streptophyta, Magnoliopsida, Poales, Poaceae. The record is from RefSeq and is a predicted model, not a curated record.
AUGGAGAGUUCGUCUCGAUCUCCCUGCAUUUGCAAGCUGCUGCCGAUGCUGAUGCUUCACGUCGUCCUGCUCGCUCCUCCGCUGCUCCAAGCUCGGCCGCUCGCGCUCGGACAUGGACAUCGUCUGCUGGAGUCGUCGCCGCCGGUUAUAAUGCUGCCGACCGACGACGGCGAGGCCGUGGCCGCCGCCUCGCCGGGACUGGAUGUGCCGGGACAGCUGGGACGAUCCGGCGGGGCGCCGCCGCCGCCUCAGUCAAAUCGGCCGGUGACGCCGCUGGCCGGGGUCGACGGCGGCGUGUCGGGGGGGAGGGCGCCGACCAAUACUCCGCCGUCGCCUCAGCCGGGUGGGUCGACGAAGCCGCUCUCCGACGACGACGGGAAGCCGCCGCUGGGGAUCGCUCCGCCGUCGCCGCAGGGAAACAAGCCGCCUAUCACGUCUCCACGUCUCCGAACAAGCACGGAUCCCCCGCUCCGGCCGCCGGCGCCGGCGGAUGAUGCCGCCGGUUUGCUCCGCCUGAUCCGCGACGCCGUCGAAUACGUGAUCGGCGAACUCGAAGCCUGA